This is a messenger RNA of Propithecus coquereli (Coquerel's sifaka), 774 nucleotides long. It is a transcript of the gene H1-5, whose product is annotated as histone H1.5. Gene Ontology annotation, biological process: nucleosome assembly. Lineage: Eukaryota; Metazoa; Chordata; Mammalia; Primates; Indriidae. The coding region runs from base 44 to 724 and encodes 226 amino acids. The transcript has a single exon. Gene Ontology annotation, molecular function: structural constituent of chromatin; DNA binding. The record is from RefSeq and is a predicted model, not a curated record. Gene Ontology annotation, cellular component: nucleosome.
CUCUUUGGGUUCGGCAUCUCUUCUCUAGCAGUUUCUUAUCACUAUGUCGGAAACCGCUCCUGCCGAGACAGCCACCCCAACGCCUGUGGAGAAAUCCCCCGCCAAGAAGAAAGCAACUAAGAAAUCGGCCGGCGCGGGCGCGGCUAAGCGCAAGGCGACCGGGCCCCCUGUCUCUGAGCUGAUCACUAAGGCUGUGGCCGCUUCCAAGGAACGCAAUGGCCUUUCUUUGGCUGCUCUUAAGAAGGCGUUAGCGGCUGGUGGCUACGACGUAGAAAAGAACAACAGCCGCAUCAAACUGGGCCUCAAAAGUUUGGUAAGCAAGGGCACUCUGGUGCAGACCAAGGGCACCGGCGCGUCUGGCUCCUUCAAACUGAACAAGAAGGUGGCCUCUGGGGAAGCCAAGCCGAAAGCGAAGAAGGCAGGUGCAGCUAAAGCUAAGAAGCCUGCUGGGGCCACCCCUAAGAAGCCCAAGAAGGCUGCGGGAGCUAAAAAGGCAGUGAAGAAGACUCCGAAGAAAGCGAAAAAGCCUGCGGCAGCUGGCGUCAAAAAAGUGGCGAAGAGCCCCAAGAAGGCUAAAGCCACCGCCAAGCCGAAGAAAGCAGCUAAGAGCCCCGCCAAGUCCAAAGCGGUUAAGCCGAAGGCGGCCAAACCCAAGGCCGCCAAGCCUAAGGCAGCAAAGCCCAAACCUGCAAAGGCCAAGAAGGCGGCUCCCAAAAAGAAGUAGGAAGUUGGCGCGUAAAUACUGCAACAAAGCCCCAAAGGCUCUUUUCAGAG